Molecule: messenger RNA, 2367 nt
Organism: Erythranthe guttata (spotted monkey flower)
Lineage: Eukaryota; Viridiplantae; Streptophyta; Magnoliopsida; Lamiales; Phrymaceae
Gene: AR791
Product: actin binding protein family
Biological process (GO): protein localization to cortical microtubule cytoskeleton
Cellular component (GO): cortical microtubule
Source: RefSeq, a predicted model, not a curated record
ACAAAGUUUAAACUAUAUGGGUUUAAGUGCUAUUUAGCCAAAAUAAAAGGACAUUUUGCUUAAAUAUGACAUAGGACAAAUAUUUGAAGAGCCAAACUUUAAUUUAAAAAAAAAAGAAAAGAGGAAGGUCUGCAUGUUGAAUCUUAAGCUAAAAGCAGAAUAAUUAAUAAAAGGUUGCUCCUACGCAACUGUUUCAAACUUCAAACUUUAAAUUCUUUUUUCAGCUCAACAAAACCUAAAUUAAUGUCUGAAACCGACCAAUAAUUCAAAUCAAACACCGCCUUCGAUGCCGAACCGGAUUCCUCUGUUCAUCUAUGGAAGAAGACGAUGAAGAAGAAGUAGAGUUUUUUAGUUCAUAUAGCGUCUGAUCUUAUGUUUAUAUCUUCUGUGUUGUUGUAAGAGAUAUUUUUUUUUUUUUUUUUUUUUUUUUUGAGUUGAAUGUUGUUUUGAAAAUGGCGGUGAGAGACAAAAGGGAUAUUUCCAUAAACCCUGUAAUAAUAAAAUUCGGGUUGGCUUUGGCUUUGUCUAUUGGUGGGAUUGUCUACACAUUUUUCAGAAGCAAAAGAAUUAAACCCUCCGAGCCAAAACCUUCACUGCCUAAUCCAGGUAAGAACAGUCGGGUUGAUUCAAGAGAAGAUAUCGAUCGUGCGUUGCAGGAUAUCUCUCUCCUAAAAGUGUCGCCUCGGAAUUCGAUUUCCGAUAAUCUCCCCUCAAGUCGUAGGAGCAAUGAAGACAGAGGCGGCGAUUUUCUCUCACACGAGCUCAAUCAGCUUGUAAGAGAAUACGAGACAGCUGUCACAACCGAUGAUGUUUCUCCGGGGACAAACAUGCAAUCCUUAGAGGAACACGAGAUAGAGAUUAGGAAUCUACGAAGUAAGGUUGAAAUUCUCGAAGAACGAGAGAUACUCCUGGAAAAUCAACUGCAUAUGUGCCACUACGACCUUCGAGCAGAGGAAUCUGCUGUAGCGGAGCUCCAAAACAGGCUACGAUUGCACAACAUGGAGGUCAAACAAUACAACCUUAAAAUCGAGACGUUGCAGUUGGAUAAAAUAAAAUUAGAGGAAAAAGUGGCGGAUUAUGCAAACGUUGUGAAAGAGCUCGAAUCCGCGAAAGCAAAGAUAAAGAUGCUGAGGAAGAAACUUACGUUUGACGCCGAACAGAAUAGAGAGCAGAUUUUGAACCUUAAGGAAAGAGUGAUGAAGAUACAGAACCAAGAAAAGAAAGGUUUCGAAAUCAGUCGAGAUUUGAAAUUGGAGGAGGAUUUUGAGGAGAUGAAGAAGUGUAACUACAGGUUGAAGAUGGAGAAUUUUGAGUUGGCUCAGAAAUUGGAGUUUGCACAAACGCGGGUUGCGUCCGAUUUAGACGAUAAAGAGAUACAAGCACUCAAAGAAGAGAACCAGCUUUUAAGACAGCAAAAGGACGAUUUAAGUAAAGAAAUCGAGCAAAUGCAAUCCGACCGUUGCACGGACAUCGAAGAGCUCGUCUACCUCCGAUGGAUCAACGCUUGCCUGCGCUACGAGAUGCGAAAUCACCAGCCUGCCGCCGGUAAAACCAUCGCGAGGGACCUGAGCAAAACAUUAAGCCCCGAAUCGGAGAAGAAAGCCAAACAGCUCAUACUCGAAUACGCACACAAAGAAGGCACGGGCCCCGCAGAUAUCAAUAUAACCGACUUCGAUUCGGACCGGUGGUCCUUUUCUCAAGGCUCGUACGAUGAUUUGUUCGUCGAGAAUUCGUCGGAGAAUAAAACAAACCAUCCAACGAAAACGAGAGUCUUUGGCAAGUUGAUGAAGCUAUGGCGAGGAAAAGACAGCCUAAAUCAUAUUCAGACAACAUUAGAUGUGUCUGAAAACGAGAGUGGUGGUGGUCUUGUGAAGACGACGAGAACAUCUUCCGUGGGGGGUAGGUCUGCACAUUCUCUUGAUAUACAGAGAUCUUCUUAUUCACGGGGUCCGAAGAGUACGAAUGGAGAAAGCAGCAAUUGUUCUAGAAGAAUUAGUGAAGAUGGUUCGUUGAGUAUAUUCAAAACAAUCGACUCAGAAUACGAUGAAAGCCAUCAAAAUGCUCAAAACGAUGCAGAGAAGAAAGAAUUGGUGAAAUAUGCCGAAGCACUUAAGGGCUCUCGUGUGAAAUCACAGUAUGGCCGAAGAUCAGCCUCGUUUGCCUUGUAAGAAAACGGGAUUUGUUGCGAAGAGUUAUGUUAGUUAGGAAUGUUUAUAUAGUUUGUGUCUCGAUUUCAAUAUAGAAAUAAAAGAAAGAAAGAGAGAUAGCUGUAAAGAAAUAGCAUUGUUGAAAUAGUGUAUUUCAAGUUCUCUGUACCGAUCUAAACAUUGAAGUGUAAUAAGUGAAGGAAAGUUUUACGAGACGAAA